Neltuma alba is the source of this 683-nucleotide messenger RNA. RefSeq names its product 50S ribosomal protein 5, chloroplastic. Gene Ontology annotation, biological process: plastid translation. The record is from RefSeq and is a predicted model, not a curated record. Gene Ontology annotation, cellular component: chloroplast thylakoid membrane. Lineage: Eukaryota; Viridiplantae; Streptophyta; Magnoliopsida; Fabales; Fabaceae. The coding region runs from base 132 to 569 and encodes 145 amino acids. The transcript has 2 exons.
UCAUAAUAAUAGAUAUCAGCAGCAUCCAAACCGGACAAAACAAAGGGCAGACCAAAACGCCAGGAGAGGACCUCACGCGGGUGCGGCUUAUCCGUUCAUCUUUCUCCGACCUCAUUCCCCGGAGGAAAACAAUGGCUCUUCUCUGCUUCAAUUCUUUCACUCUCUCUUCUUCUUCUUGUUCACCGACUUUGGCCUUUACUCCCACCGCCGUUUCCAGGUUGCACCUCAAACCCAUCGACCUGUCUCCAAGGACUUCGAGUGGAAUUCGAGUUGCAACAGCAUUCCCUGUUAAGAAGGUAAGUGCGGUCAUUGUUAGAGCUGCUUCUGAUGAUGCUGAUGGGGAAGCUUCAGCAGCUGAUGAUGGAUCCACGACAGAAAGGAAGGAAGAGGUUGUGCCAGUUGACAAACUUCCCUUGGAAUCGAAGUUGCAGGAAAGGCAAGAGCAGAAGUUGAGGAUGAAAUUGGCGAAGAAGAUAAGGCUUCGAAGGAAAAGGCUUGUCCGAAAGCGGAGACUCAGGAAGAAAGGUAGAUGGCCUCCUUCUAAAAUGAAGAAGUUGAAAAAUGUCUGAACUAGAGCGCAAUUUUUUCUUUGCUGGUUAUAAUUGUCAUUAUUAUUUGUUAUCCGCCUAUCAACAAUCUCUAUCUUAUUAAUCAAAUGCAUUGGUUCUCAAUUCGUUCUUGAA